AUGGGUCGCGCACAGAGAAAACGCGCUGAAGGGCAGGAUACGAAGAAACCCAAGCAAUUUUUGACCAGUGACGCUGCUCUUAAGCUGGCGGAAUCUAUUUCCGAGACUCAAGAAAGUGUCUCCCACAAGAAAGUGGAGCGCCACCAGCAGUUGGCUCAUAUUGUCGCAGAAAAGUCUAAAAACAAAGCCGCUAAAAGCCGCCAACCAAAUACCAAGCUGAAAGAAGCAAAAGCAGUUGCGAUUGCUGCCGCAGCCCGAGCGAAGAAAGAGAAGGCUAAUUCACGGAAACAAGCCAAAAUUGCGAUUACAUCGAAAGCACACAGAUCAGUUGAUGAAGCUGGCGACGGCAUGAAGCAUGUCAGCAAACCUGUUAAACAUGUCUCGUUUGCAUGA
Fibroporia radiculosa is the source of this 393-nucleotide messenger RNA. RefSeq lists its product as uncharacterized. Lineage: Eukaryota; Fungi; Basidiomycota; Agaricomycetes; Polyporales; Fibroporiaceae. The coding region runs from base 1 to 393 and encodes 130 amino acids. The record is from RefSeq and is a predicted model, not a curated record. The transcript has 4 exons.